Scaptodrosophila lebanonensis is the source of this 990-nucleotide messenger RNA. RefSeq names its product probable phospholipid hydroperoxide glutathione peroxidase. Lineage: Eukaryota; Metazoa; Arthropoda; Insecta; Diptera; Drosophilidae. Gene Ontology annotation, molecular function: glutathione peroxidase activity. Bases 228 to 833 code for a protein of 201 amino acids. The transcript has a single exon. The record is from RefSeq and is a predicted model, not a curated record. Gene Ontology annotation, biological process: response to oxidative stress.
UUGUGAGCAACGAUAAGAAAGUAGGCGAAGAAUACUUCACCAAGCAAAUAUGUACAUACAUACAUAUGUAUGUAUUUCACUAAUAAAUUCGAAUAUUUGUUUUGUGCCAAGCGUGCAAAAUUGGUGACACAAUUGGCGUGACAAUUCGCUCAAUUAGUACGUGUACCAGAAAAGCGGUUUUUGCCAUUCAGUUAAAUAGUUCUUAGGUGCGUUGUGAGGGUCUCUCUAUGUCGAACAACAAGGAACUGAUGUGGCAUUAUGCCGUGGCCCUAGUUGUGUUGGGUUCGAGUGUCUACCACUGCCAUCUGAAGCUGAAGUCGAAAUUGGAGGACAUGCGUCUGAGGGACAGCGUCCAUCAGUUCACCGUUUCGGACACCCAUGGUCAGAUGGUGCGGCUACAGAGCUAUGCCGGCCAGGUGCUCCUCAUUGUCAACAUUGCCUCUCGCUGCGGUCUGACCCAAGCACAGUACACUGGUCUGGCAAUGCUGCGAGAUAAAUACGAGGCGCGUGGGCUUAGGAUUUUGAAUUUUCCCUGCAAUCAGUUUGGUAAUCAAAUGCCUGAGGCAGAUGGCUUCGAAUUGCUGGAACAUAUGCGGCAGGUGAAGCUAAAUAUUGGCAGUUUGUUUGCCAAGCUGGAGGUGAAUGGCUUGACGGCUGCACCUCUAUUCGAAAUGCUCAAACGGAAGCGUUGCCACGUUCCGGGAGGUGAAAUCGAGUGGAAUUUUGGCAAAUUUCUGAUCGAUAAGUUUGGCUAUGUCUAUCGACGUUACGAACCCCAAACACCACCAUCAGCGCUGGAAGAGGACAUUGAACACCUACUGAAUUAUCGGUGAAAUGCGAGUUGACUGAAAGGAAAGCGAAAAAUAACAAUAAAUAAUAAACCCACAAAGAAAUAAAAUAAAUGUAUAUUUGUACCCGCGUGAUAACUGAAUGACUGAUGGAAUACAACUAAUAAACAAAAAAAAACAAUAAUAUUUAUAUGAAACAUAA